This is a messenger RNA of Adineta steineri, 864 nucleotides long. The record is from the annotation of a GenBank genome assembly. NCBI's taxonomy places the organism in Eukaryota, Metazoa, Rotifera, Eurotatoria, Adinetida, Adinetidae.
AUGUUUGUCUGUCAACCAUUUUAUUGUGGAAACGACAGAACAAAACGAGAGAACGGAUUUAUUUCAAGUGAUGAGCUUGAUGUUAUAAAUACUCGAUUUGGAGUUUAUCAAGUCGGUUCGAUUGACAAUGAUAUAAAAACCAUUGGUUCUAAACUUUUAUGCCAAAGUUAUGAUAUUAUGAAGAAGUUUUCUCGUACAACUGGUUCUUCAUCAUUUUUUAUUAAACGUGGCUCGAUCAAUAUUUUUGGUGCAUCAACAGGAAACAUGUUAUCAUCUGUAUGUCGACAAUAUAACAGUGAUAGUAUGUCCGAUGGUACUAUUAGCCGAUAUUUAUUUAUUACAACUUCCGUCCACAAAACUUCAAAUGAUAUACCAUCUGAAAUUCUAUCUAUACAACCAAACAUCGUACAUGUUUUAAUCGUACUUCGUAUAUUAGCACAAUAUAAGCCUAUCUUUGUAUUUGGUGAACAUCAAUCUCCAAUUAAUUUACCAAAAUUAAGUAAGUUUUCAUAUUUUCACUAUCCAAUUUCAACAACUGAACCAAUAUCAAACUUAAAACCACGUGUGGUUGUGGGCAUUAAAGAAACUGAUAUUGAACAAGAUGGAUCGAUAAUAUCUGCUUAUAAUGCUAUUCGUCGUGUUACUGAAGCUGCGUAUCAAAAAUCAUUACAGCGUGAUGCCAAGGGACGACCAAUUUAUACACUUUUACAACGAGCAUUCCAACGAAAGAAUAGCAACAAAUUAGCUCGUUUAGCUGGAUUAUGUCAAGCAUUAUCGUAUGCCAUUCGAUUAUGUUCUGAAUGUAUUAAUAUUGUUCGAUUUGGCGAUGGUCUUUAUCUUAAAGAAUAUAUUGAUGAUGAAUAA